AUGACCUCACGCAUUGACAAAACGAUUGCUCGGCAACAAGAGAAGAUCGCCUCCGGUAACUACUACGAAGCCCACCAACAACUCCGUGUAAUCGCCGCGAGAUACAUCAAGCAGUCCAACUAUGACGCAGCUGCUGAAAUAUUGGCCGGUGGUGCGACCGCCCUCUUGAGAGCUGGAUCACAACAGGGUGCCUCUGCGAGUGGUGGAGAUUUGGCCAUCAUGUUGGUCGAUGAUGUGUAUAUCAAGGCGGGGUGGGAGAUUACUGGAGGCGAUGAGGAUGCAGAGGGACGGGCACGGAAGAAGCGUCUCAUCGAGCUUCUGCGCGAGUUUCCUUCGGAUGAACCCACAAGAAAGAGAUAUAUUCAAGAGAUGAUCAGCUGGAGUGGACGAUUUGGCCCGUUGGAAAGGGGAGAUCCGGAGUUGCAUCACGCAGUUGGUUCAGUAUAUGCGGAAGACAGUGAACCAUAUGAAGCCGAGAAACAUCUUGUCCUUGGCACUUCCGAAUCUGCUGAGACUCUGGCAAAGCUCGAGUACGAGUGGUACACAAAUGAUGAUCCUCAUACGGCGGCUAUCUAUGCCUCGCGCGCAGUCUUUCCUUAUUUAUUGGUAGGAAACCUCCGGAAUGCCAACAAAGCCUUCCUCAUCUUCACCUCUCGACUCUCCGCUUCGAAUACUUCUCUUGGUGUGCAGCAAGUGAGCAGCGCCAGCUCUGAUGUGCGAGUGUUCCCGGCACUGCCCCUGCUGAACUUCAUAAGCAUGCUUCUCCUUACAGUCCAAAGGAGCAAUGCGGAUCUUUUCAAGCAGUUGACCGCCCAUUAUGCGUCGCAGAUCCGGGAAGUGGGAAUUUGGGAUGAUGCUUUGUCCCAGAUCGGUGAGCAAUAUUUCGCCAUCAAAAUCCCCAAGCAGGGCAACCCACUUCUCGACAUGAUGGGCAGCAUGCUUUUCGGAGGAGGUCAAAAGCAGAGCGGAAGCAGGAGAGCACCACAGGCACGUUCCCAGUCAAAGGCGGUUGAGGCGCCGCCAGCAAGCAUGGAACUCGACUAG
This is a messenger RNA of Aspergillus clavatus NRRL 1, 1044 nucleotides long. Its product is annotated as protein GET4. Gene Ontology annotation, molecular function: protein binding. The record is from RefSeq and is a predicted model, not a curated record. The transcript is spliced from 4 exons. Gene Ontology annotation, cellular component: cytosol; TRC complex. Bases 1 to 1044 code for a protein of 347 amino acids. NCBI's taxonomy places the organism in Eukaryota, Fungi, Ascomycota, Eurotiomycetes, Eurotiales, Aspergillaceae. Gene Ontology annotation, biological process: protein insertion into ER membrane.